AUGGCUUUCCAUGUGGAAGGACUGAUUGCUAUCAUCGUGUUCUACCUUCUAAUAUUGCUGGUUGGAAUAUGGGCUGCCUGGAGAACCAAAAACAGUGGCAGCUCAGAAGAGCGCAGCGAGGCCAUCAUAGUUGGGGGCAGAGACAUUGGUCUGCUGGUGGGUGGAUUUACCAUGACAGCCACCUGGGUCGGAGGAGGUUACAUCAAUGGGACAGCUGAAGCAGUGUAUGUACCAGACUAUGGUCUAGCUUGGGCUCAGGCACCAAUUGGAUAUUCUCUUAGCCUGAUUUUAGGUGGUUUGUUCUUUGCAAAGCCUAUGCGUUCCAAAGGAUAUGUGACCAUGUUAGACCCGUUUCAGCAGAUCUAUGGAAAGCGCAUGGGUGGGCUCCUAUUUAUUCCUGCGCUAAUGGGAGAAAUGUUUUGGGCUGCAGCCAUUUUCUCUGCCUUAGGAGCCACCAUCAGCGUGAUCAUUAACGUCAAUGUGCAAGCUUCUGUCAUUGUUUCUGCUCUCAUUGCCACUCUGUACACACUGGUGGGUGGUCUCUACUCCGUGGCCUACACUGAUGUAGUUCAGCUUUUCUGCAUCUUCAUAGGCCUGUGGAUCAGUGUCCCCUUCGCCCUGUCACAUUCUGCAGUUGCCGACAUUGGGUACACUGCUCUUCACACCAAAUACCAAAAGCCUUGGCUGGGGACCAUUGAAUCAUUUGAAAUCUACACUUGGCUUGAUAGUUUUCUAUUGUUGAUGCUGGGUGGAAUCCCAUGGCAAGCCUACUUCCAGAGGGUCCUCUCUUCAUCCUCAGCUACCUAUGCUCAAGUGUUGUCAUUCCUGGCAGCUUUUGGCUGCCUGGUGAUGGCUCUACCAGCCAUACUCAUUGGGGCCAUCGGAGCAUCAACAGACUGGAACCAGACUACAUAUAGGCCUCUAGAUCCCAAGGACAACAAUGAAGCAGACAUGAUUUUACCAAUUGUUCUGAAGUACCUCUGCCCUGUGUACAUUUCUUUCUUUGGUCUCGGUGCAGUUUCUGCUGCCGUUAUGUCAUCAGCAGAUUCUUCUAUCUUGUCAGCAAGCUCCAUGUUUGCCCGGAACAUCUACCAGCUUUCAUUCAGACAGAAUGCAUCAGACAAGGAAAUCAUCUGGGUCAUGCGAAUCACAGUGUUUGUGUUUGGAGCUUCUGCGACAGCCAUGGCCUUGCUGACAAAGACUGUGUAUGGGCUCUGGUACCUCAGCUCAGACCUCGUUUACAUCAUCAUCUUCCCGCAGCUGCUCUGUGUGCUCUUCGUCAAGGGAACCAACACGUAUGGAGCCGUGGCAGGUUAUGUGUCUGGCCUUUUCUUGAGGAUAACUGGCGGGGAGCCAUAUCUGUACCUGCAGCCCUUGAUCUUUUAUCCUGGCUAUUACCCUGAUAAGAAUGGCAUAUAUAAUCAGAGAUUUCCAUUUAAAACCCUUUCUAUGGUUACCUCCUUCUUAUCCAACAUUUGCAUCUCCUAUCUAGCCAAAUACCUAUUUGAGAGUGGAACCUUGCCUCCCAAAUUAGAUGUAUUUGAUGCUGUGGUUGCAAGGCACAGUGAAGAAAAUAUGGAUAAGACAAUUCUGGUCAAAAACGAAAAUAUUAAGUUAGAUGAACUUGCACCUGUGAAGCCCCGACAGAGCAUAACUCUCAGCUCAACUUUUACCAAUAAGGAGGCCUUCCUCGACAUUGAUUCAAGCCCAGAAGGGUCUGGGACUGAAGAUAACUCCUAA
Messenger RNA from Hyaena hyaena (striped hyena), 1740 nucleotides. It is a transcript of the gene SLC5A7, whose product is annotated as solute carrier family 5 member 7. Gene Ontology annotation, biological process: acetylcholine biosynthetic process; choline transport; synaptic transmission, cholinergic. NCBI's taxonomy places the organism in Eukaryota, Metazoa, Chordata, Mammalia, Carnivora, Hyaenidae. The coding region runs from base 1 to 1740 and encodes 579 amino acids. Gene Ontology annotation, molecular function: choline:sodium symporter activity. Gene Ontology annotation, cellular component: synapse; perikaryon; plasma membrane. The record is from RefSeq and is a predicted model, not a curated record. The transcript is spliced from 8 exons.